ACCCACGAGAAACCAGAGAAGGCAUCAGUCUCCCUCAUGUGAGCAGCUUGGAAUUAGUUAAUAGGCUUGUUAAUUUUUUAAGCGUAAUUGCAAUCGUCUCUUUAAAAGUCACUUCUCAUAGAUUAGCCCCUGAUUCCAAACCCAAUGUGGAAAAACCAGUCUCCGACUUCAAACAGCCACAGGAAUGCUUGGCUCACUUGUGCCAGAGAGAGAACCAGAUGCUGCCAAGAGUUGCCAAGCCUCUGUGGGCCAGGCAGGCAGGGCUGGUAGCAUGACUGACUAUAAAUCUCACCAGUGUUGGGUUGUGCCGCUGGCUUUGACUUCCCCGGGACCGGUCAGCUCCCAAGUCCCUGCUCUGGUGUACCCGUGAUAGACAAGCAGAUACACCUGCCAGUGGGGCAUUGACUUCAUUUUUGCGUCUUUUGGUUUUUCCAUCGGCACGAUGCCUUCCGUUUCCGACUCUGACGAGCUGAUAUUUUUUGUGAAUGGAAGAAAGGUCGUAGAGAAGAGCCCUGACCCUGAAGUGAAUCUGCUCUUCUACCUGAGAAAAGUUCUCCGUCUCACAGGCACUAAAUAUGGCUGUGGGGGAGGAGGCUGUGGCGCCUGCACGGUGAUGGUGUCAAGAUAUGAUCCCAAGAGCAAGAAGAUUCACCACUACCCAGUGACAGCAUGCCUGGUGCCCAUCUGUUCUCUCCACGGGGCAGCCAUUACCACAGUGGAAGGCGUGGGAAGCAUCAGAAAGAGGAUUCACCCUGUGCAGGAACGGCUUGCCAAGUGUCAUGGCACACAGUGUGGGUUCUGCAGCCCUGGCAUGGUGAUGUCCAUCUACACGCUGCUCAGGAACCACCCAGAACCGACGCCUGAUCAGAUCACCGAGGCACUUGGAGGUAAUCUGUGCCGAUGUACCGGAUACCGACCAAUUGUAGAAAGUGUGAAAACCUUUUCACCGGGAUCGACUGUUUGCCAAAUGAAAGGAUCUGGACAAUGCUGCAUGGAUCCAGACGAGGGGUCUUUUGUGAGUAGAGAGGAAAAAAUGUGUACCAAACUGUACUACAAAGACGAGUUCCAGCCCUUGGACCCCUCACAGGAACCGAUAUUUCCUCCCGAGCUGAUCAGAAUGGCUGAAGACCCAGAUAAGCGGAGGCUGACCUUCCGAGGGCCAAGGACCACUUGGUUCUUGCCUGUGACCUUGGAGGACCUUCUGGAACUCAAGGCUAGCUACCCGAAAGCCCCACUUGUCAUGGGAAAUACUGCAGUAGGACCCAGUAUUAAAUUUAAUGGUGAAUUUCAUCCAGUUUUUAUAUCUCCACUUCGGUUUCCAGAACUGUACUUGGUGAAGAACACAGAAAAUGGGGCAACAAUAGGGGCUGGACAGAGCCUGGCACAGUUGAAAGAUGCCUUGGAUUUCCUGGUUUCGGAGCAACCAAGGGAGAAGACCAAGACCUUCCAUGCCCUCCUGAAGCAUCUGAGGACGCUUGCAGGGCCCCAGAUUAGGAAUAUGGCUUCUUUAGGAGGGCACAUGGUGAGCCGGCCCAAUUUCUCUGACCUCAACCCCAUUCUAGCAGCAGGAAACGCUACCAUCAAUGUGAUGUCUACAGAAGGAGAACAGCAGAUUCCUUUCGAUGGCGCUUUCCUUGAGGGGUCCCCUGAAAACAACCUGAAGCCAGAAUGGGUGGUGGUGUCUGUCUCCAUCCCAUACACUACCCAGUGGCACUUUGUGGCAGGCCUCCGGCUGGCCCAACGUCAGGAAAACGCCGCCGCCAUUGUCAACGCUGGCAUGAGCGUGGAGUUUGAAGAAGGCACAAACACCAUCAAGGAUCUUCAGAUGUUCUUUGGAAGUGUGGCCCCCACGGUGGUCUCUGCGAGCCAAACCUGCAAGCAGCUCAUUGGGAGGCAAUGGGACGACCAGAUGCUGAGUGACGCGUGCCGGUGGGUUCUGGAGGAGAUCCGCAUCCCAGCAGCAGCCCAGGGCGGCAUGGUGGAAUACCGGCGGACCCUCAUCGUCAGCUUGCUCUUCAAAUUCUACCUCAAAGUGCGCCGGUGGCUGAACAAAAUGGAUCCCCAGAAGUUUCCUGACAUCCCAGAAAAGUUCGUGAGUGCUCUGGACGACUUCCCCAUAGAAACUCCCCAAGGAAUUCAGAUGUUCCAGUGUGUGGAUCCCAACCAACCCCAGCAAGACCCGGUGGGGCGCCCGGUCAUGCACCAGUCGGCCAUUAAACACACCACAGGAGAAGCUAUCUUUAUCGAUGACAUGCCUCCCCUUGACCAAGAACUCUUCCUUGCUGUCGUCACCAGUACCAGGGCCCAUGCAAAGAUCACAUCACUGGAUGUGUCUGAAGCCCUGGAGUGUCCAGGUGUGGUUGAUGUGAUUACAGCUGAAGACGUUCCAGGAGAAAAUAACCACAGUGGAGAAAUUUUCUACUCACAGGAUGAGGUCAUUUGCGUGGGCCAGAUCGUCUGUGCCGUGGCCGCGGACACCUAUGCCCACGCGAAAGAAGCGGCUAAGCGAGUGAGGAUUGCUUAUGACGACAUAGAGCCAGCGAUUAUCACAAUAGAGCAAGCCCUAGAACACAAUUCCUUUCUGUCUUCUGAGAAAAAAAUUGAGCAAGGAAAUGUGGAAUAUGCCUUCGAACAUGUGGACCAAGUCAUUGAAGGUGAGAUCCACGUGGAAGGCCAAGAACAUUUCUACAUGGAGACGCAAAGUAUCCUGGCUAUCCCGCAAGCUGAGGACAAAGAGAUGGUGUUACACUUAGGAACACAGUUCCCAACCCACGUUCAGGAAUAUGUGUCUGCAGCAUUGAAGGUCCCCAGGAGUAGAAUUGCCUGCCACAUGAAAAGAGCCGGAGGAGCGUUUGGAGGCAAAGUGACCAAGCCCGCUCUACUGGGAGCUGUUACUGCUGUGGCUGCCAACAAGACUGGCCGCCCAAUCCGCUUUAUCCUAGAGCGUAGCGCCGACAUGCUGAUAACCGCUGGCCGACACCCGCUCCUGGGGAAAUACAAAAUCGGGUUCAUGAAUAACGGGGAGAUCAAGGCGGCUGACGUGGAGUAUUACAUCAAUGGAGGGUGCACCCCUGAUGAGUCUGAGAUGGUGAUAGAGUUCAUUGUGCUGAAAUCUGAAAAUGCAUAUUCUAUCCCAAAUUUCCGGUGCCGGGGCAGGGCUUGCAAAACUAAUUUACCAUCUAACACCGCCUUCCGAGGAUUCGGCUUCCCUCAGGCGACAGUGGUAGUCGAAGCAUACGUAACCGCGGUGGCGUCUAAAUGUAACCUACUCCCUGAAGAGGUUAAAGAAAUAAACAUGUACAAGCAAACUAGCAAGACAGCCUAUAAGCAGACAUUUAACCCGGAGCCCUUGCGAAGAUGCUGGAAGGAAUGUCUGGAGAAGUCCUCGUUCUAUGCUAGGAAGCAGGCUGCAGAGGAAUUUAACAAGAAGAAUUAUUGGAAGAAGAGGGGGCUUGCUGUCAUCCCCAUGAAGUAUAGCAUUGGGAUGCCUAUAGCCUUCUACAAUCAGGCCGCCGCUCUGGUCCACAUCUACUUGGAUGGCUCGGUUCUGCUGACUCACGGGGGCUGUGAGCUGGGACAAGGCCUGUACACCAAAAUGAUUCAGGUGGCUAGUCGCGAGCUCAACAUCCCACAGUCGUACGUGCACCUGUCCGAAACCAGCACCGUCACGGUGCCCAACGCUGUCUUCACCGCGGGCUCCUUGGGGACAGACGUCAACGGGAAGGCCGUCCAGAACGCCUGCCAAAUUCUCCUGGACCGUCUUCGCCCCAUCAUCAGGAAAAACCCUAAGGGAAAAUGGAAGGAAUGGGUUGCAAAAGCCUUUGAAGAAUCCAUCAGCCUCUCGGCCACCGGAUAUUUCAAAGGUUACCAGACAAACAUGGACUGGGAGAAGGAGGAAGGUGAUGCUUACCCCUACUAUGUCUACGGCGCAGCCUGCUCUGAGGUCGAAGUUGACUGCCUGACGGGCGCUCACAAGCUCCUGAGGACCGACAUCUUCAUGGAUGCUGCCUUCAGCAUAAACCCUGCCCUGGACAUUGGACAGGUGGAGGGAGCGUUCGUCCAAGGCAUGGGGUUCUACACCAUAGAGGAGCUGAAAUAUUCCCCGGAGGGUGUGCUCCACUCUCGGGGUCCAGACGACUACAAGAUCCCCACCGUCACCGAGAUACCGGAAGAGUUGUACGUCUCUCUGGUGCACUCUCGAAACCCCAUAGCCAUCUACUCGUCCAAGGGGUUGGGUGAGGCUGGAAUGUUCCUGGGGUCCUCGGUCUUGUUUGCCAUCUACGACGCGGUGACGGCUGCCCGCAGGGAGAGAGGCAUGAGUGACACCUUCCCCAUGAACAGCCCAGCGACACCUGAAGUGAUUCGUAUGAGCUGCACGGAUCAGUUUACCGACAUGAUUCCCAGAGAUGACCCUUCAACAUUCACGCCUUGGUCCAUCCAUGUGUCUUAACCUUGCUCCUCUGAGGAAAUGAACAAACACACAGCUGGCCCGCUAGCCUGGCAUCGGAGCAGCACGCAUUGACUUGAGCUUGCCGAGCAUGGUUUUCUACUUUCAGUUAUUCUCUGUGGUUAGGUUGUUGCAUGGUUACAUUUGAGGGUGCAGGUUUUCACCAAACAGGGUUAACAAAACAUAGAAUCAAAUUCUGAGCCAGGGGGUGGUGGUGCACGUGUUUAAUCCCCGCAUUCGGGAGGCAGAGGCAGGCUCAUCUCUGUGAGUUCGAGGCCAGCCUGGUCUACAAGAGCUAGUUCCAGGAUAGCUCCAAAGCUACAGAGAAACCUUGUCUCAAAAAUAAAUAAAUAAAUCAAUUAAUUAAUUAAAUUAAAAAAAGAAUCAAAUUCUGAUGUAGUUUUUAUUAUCCUGGAAAUCUGCAUCACAGAGGUUUUUAAACCUGGCAACGUUCCAUUAACCUGGGGUAGCUUAGGAGGGUCUCCUCAUGUUUUGUUUCAAACAGCUUCGCUCAAAACCCAAGAAAACUACCCAUCCUGAAAAUCUCUGAGUUGGAGUCUCCCAAAACCAGCACACCCGAAAACCCUACUUUACAGUGUCCACCACUGCCUGAGGUGUGAACACUGUGGCAAGGGCAAACCCUAAGCCCUUGGGGAAUCUGGAUGUGCAGGGGAACUCUCUCUGGGCUCCUGGGAGCAGCUGAGAGCUGUGUCUGCACUCAGGCCCCCCAUAGUGCAGACACCUGCCUCCUUCAUCUGAGCUGGUUUGAAUGCAGCUCCUUUCAAGGGUGUUUGCGGGGAGCCUGAUCCCCAGGGUGGCGGUGUCAACUGAAAGAUUCAGAGUCUAGCCAGAGUGAGGAGUUGGGGGAUGGACGCUGAGAGGGGGGAAUGGGGGUGUUUCCAUGCCUGGCUCCUGCUCAGCUCUUGCUUCUUCCCUGCCUGUAUGAGCCCUUGUCAGCUACCAGGACAGAGAGGAG
Molecule: messenger RNA, 5423 nt
Organism: Alexandromys fortis (reed vole)
Lineage: Eukaryota; Metazoa; Chordata; Mammalia; Rodentia; Cricetidae
Product: aldehyde oxidase 4
Exons: 35
Coding region: 443-4450 (1335 amino acids)
Molecular function (GO): aldehyde oxidase activity; FAD binding; 2 iron, 2 sulfur cluster binding
Source: RefSeq, a predicted model, not a curated record